Messenger RNA from Anas platyrhynchos (mallard), 1722 nucleotides. RefSeq names its product prodynorphin (gene PDYN). Gene Ontology annotation, cellular component: axon terminus; plasma membrane; neuronal cell body. Gene Ontology annotation, molecular function: opioid receptor binding. Gene Ontology annotation, biological process: chemical synaptic transmission; neuropeptide signaling pathway; sensory perception. The record is from RefSeq and is a predicted model, not a curated record. Lineage: Eukaryota; Metazoa; Chordata; Aves; Anseriformes; Anatidae.
AUGUGGGGCACGCCGGGCCCCGCAGCAGGAGGAGACUCGGUGGCCAUAAAAGCGGGCUUGGGAGCCGACGGGGCGGCGAGUCCAGCGGGCACCCGGGAGCUCCACGGCCUCCAGCCCAGCCUCGCCGCCGAUGCCCGGCUCAGCUUGACGAGGGAGAGCCUCCAGAAAGCCCCGGGCGAGGGGCUCCGCGUGCCCCCCAGCUCCGCAGGGUUUGGCCAAGGGGGAGAGCUCGGCGGGACGGGCAGCGCCAGCAGGCAGCGGCUGCAGGGCAGGAUGGCGCGGAGGGCGCUGGUGCUGGUGCUCUGCCUCUCCCUGGCUGCGGCAGCCUCCGCCGACUGCGCAACCCAGUGCUCCCUGUGCGCCGGCCAGGGACACGGCAGCGAGAGCAGCGUGCGGCCCCUGAUGUGCCUGCGGGAGUGCCAGGGCUCCUCGCCGCCUGGUGCCGAGUGGGAGACCUGCAGGAAGGCGCUGGCGCUGCUGGCCCCGCUGGUGGCCCUGGCCGAAGGGACAGACCCGUCCCCUGCUGAGGCAGAGGACGAGGCAGAGCCGGAGCAGGAGCUCAGCCCCGGGGAGCUGCCGCUGGCACCGGCCAAGCGCUACGGGGGCUUCAUGAAGAAGCUGGCCAAGGGGAAGCUGCUGGCCCUGCUGCGCGAGAAUGCCCACAGCAAGGGCGGCCUCAGCAAGAAGUUCGGGGGCUUCAGCCGCAAACCGGGGGAGAGGGCGGCCCCCGAGGACUACCCGGGGCCGGGGGACGUGGGCAGCGAGGAGUCCGCGGGGCCGGGGGCCGAGGGGCAGGAGCUGGCGGAGCUGCACAAGCGCUACGGCGGCUUCAUGCGCCGGAUCCGGCCCAAGCUGAAGUGGGACAAUCAGAAGCGCUACGGGGGCUUCCUGCGGCGGCAGUUCAAGGUGACCACGCGGUCGGACGAGGACCCCAGUGCCUACUCAGCGGAGGUCUUAGACCUAUAGAGCCCAGCACGGGACAGGAGACCCCGCGGGGCCCCACGCCGACAGCCCAGAUGAUGCCAUCACCCCCCAACCCCUGUCCCCUGCCCAGCCCGGCGUGGCUGGCAUCGUCCCCACCUCGUCCCCCACCACGGGGCACGGGCUGGGAUCUGCCACCCCCAGCCCCAGCCCAGUACACCCGAUGGAGGCAGCCCGUGUCUCCAUCCCCAUUUGUUCCUCUCCAGCUCCUCUGCCCUCUCCUCCAGGACCCCGUGCACCCAGGGGACUGUUGUCACUCCUCCGGCUGCUGGUGGUGCAGCCCCCGUGCUCCCCAUAACAUGGGGGCAACCCCACUGGGGACGCAUCCCCUGCCUUCCUGCGGCUGCAAGCAUGCAGCAGGGUCUGGGAACCAUCACAGCUGAUGUAUGGGACAACAGCUCCUGAAGGCUGGGAAGGAUGAGCCGGAGCAGGAUCAGGCCCUAUAGGCUGGGAUAUGGCCAUACAACCAGCAGGUCCCACAGGGGGCUGCAGACAUCCACGGGGAGAGGCAGCUGGGGAGGGCUCACACCAUAUCCCUGCCAUGGGGGCAGGCUGCUGUGCUUGGCCGAGCACCCCAUCCCCUCCUGGAGCUGCUCGUUGUGUCCCCCUCAUCCCAGCACCCACCCGGCCCCGUCACCUUCCCCGUCCCGAGAACACCCUCGAGGUUUGCUCGCAGGGGUCAGUCCUGCUUCCCCGGCCCCCUGCUCCCCCCGCAGCCAAUAAAAGGCAGAUGCCAACGAA